Drosophila ficusphila is the source of this 1225-nucleotide messenger RNA. It is a transcript of the gene PIG-X, whose product is annotated as phosphatidylinositol-glycan biosynthesis class X protein. The record is from RefSeq and is a predicted model, not a curated record. The coding region runs from base 90 to 911 and encodes 273 amino acids. The transcript is spliced from 4 exons. Gene Ontology annotation, biological process: GPI anchor biosynthetic process. NCBI's taxonomy places the organism in Eukaryota, Metazoa, Arthropoda, Insecta, Diptera, Drosophilidae. Gene Ontology annotation, cellular component: endoplasmic reticulum membrane.
CUGAAUAAAUUGUUAAGUUACAACACUGUUCGAAUGUUUUUAUUUACGUUUUUACUUUAAAACUUUAAAAGUAGAAUAAGCUUUUAAAAAUGUUGUUCGUCGGAAAUAACAAGUGUUUAUUGUUUGUCUUGUCGUUGGGAUUAAUGGGAGAAGUGGGCAUAUGUUACGUAGUGGAACCACCAAUUGUUCAAGUGGAAAUGGACAAAGCCGGCAUGCACAGGACCCUUACGUACCGUCUACGGUUCGACUACCCACUGGUGGGAAAAGACUGCGAAUAUGUCCUGCUCCAAGCCUUCCCCGCUUCCGUUUACAUAAGCACGGACGAAUUGGACGACCUGCAACGUCUAAAGAGGUUAAGUGCCGUCUACCCGAGGUUCGUCAACAUUGAAGUGGCCACGGAACGGGCGCAGCCCUUCUCGGUUUUACUGCGCGGCACACCAAAGAUUACGGAGACGCUGUCUUUGCCCGUGCAUUUUCGCUACCAUGCUCCCAGUGAUAAGCGAUCCGCUGCGACUGUGGCCAUACCUUUGCCGGAGCUCUAUCUCAACUGCCCGCUGGCUGAUAGUGAGCUCAUCGAGAACGAAUUGGUCGCCCGGCCCGAUAAGCUAUACUGCCUGAAUGCGCCGGAAAGCCGUUUCGACGAGAACAUCGUCAAGGAUGGCCAGCCGACGACCAUGGCGAAUCUAGAGCGCUGCAAUUGGAGGCGAGUGCACGUGGACUGCCAGCUUAAGACGCCGCUGCGAGCGGAGGUUCCCGUUGGACAAGCGAACGCCUACGGCCCAGUGCUAUGCGGCACAAUUCUGCUUGGCUGGUCCUUGGCCCUAUGGACCAUCAUCCGUUCGAUGGCCAACACACGCCGCAUCAACCAGCGUCUCAACGAACAGCGACUGCUACAGCAAAAGGUUAAGUAACAGGCGACGAAGUCGGUGCGGUUCCAAGACAACAAUGGUUAAUCAACACAUUCCGGCGAUUACACAGGGCUGUAAAUAUUUAUUAGUAUGCUGUGUGCAUAGACAACUCACUUAAUGGUACUCAAAACGACUUAAACUAGAAACGUGCCAUACAUCGUAAAGUCUAAUUUCCGCUGAUCACACAACUAAGUCAUAUAAAGCUUCCCUUAGCAUAAGCGUAAACAUAAACCAAUAUCUUUAGUUAGAGCUAGGCAUAUCCAAAUAUCGCUGGCACAAAAGAAAGUCAAAUAUAACGAUAACUUAUAAUUACUAAA